ACGUGCUUGUUAUCGCUUUUACGACGUAAUGGUUACUAAUAAACGUGCUGAUAAGGCCAAUAAGGCCGUCGUACAUUUGGUAUGAUUUAGAAGUUGAACUUCCUAUUUACUCAUCUGUGUGCAGUAGUGCUGCUAUUUGAUAACGUGCGAUAUCGGAGCACGAUUAACAGAUUGUGGCGUGUCACGUUGACCCUCUCUUUGGGCGUUGUCAUGCUUCUUCGUCCUUUCCUGCAAUCGUUCAUACGAAAGAUAACGACGCUCGGCGUCCAGGAAAAACUACAAACUGCCGGGGGCCAUAAAAGAGGAAAGGGGGUUCGAGGGCUUUAUGUGGCUGCGACAGCUCAUUCCAGUAGGUCAAGUUCCUCGGUCAACUUCAAAAGGGAGAACGUUUGUGAUACGGAGGCGCAUAUUCCCCACUUCGAAAUGUCGGGACACAAGACACAGAACAGGCUGCUUGUCCUGCAUCCUACGGACGAGCCAGUCGAGAAGGCCUAUAAGAAACUAGUUGCAGACCUCACAACUACGACGCACUCCUCGCCGAUGGCCGAUGUCGCCAAAACCCUCAGACAGGUCCUGGACUACAACGUUCCGCACGGAAAACGUAAUCGCCUCAUGGCCGUUGUCCACACCUACCAGCUACUCUCUGACAAAGAAGCACUACCGGAUAAGAUCGAGCUAGCUUGUCUAGUCGGCUGGUGCAUCGAGUUGCUUCAGGCCUAUUUCCUGAUAGCGGAUGACAUCAUGGACAAGUCGACGAUGAGGCGCGGCCGGCCGUGCUGGUACACGGUGGAAGGCGUGGGACUGCGUGCCAUCAACGACGCGUUCUUCCUCCAGGGUGCAGUGUUCAGGGUGCUCCGCGAAAACCUGGGCCACUUGGCAGUGUACCAUGACCUAGUAGAACUGUUCCUCAACAUCAAUUACAGCACAGUAGAAGGCCAGUGCCUCGACAUGCUUUCCAGUCCAGAAGGCACGACGCCUGACCUGAAGGAAUUUACGGACCAGCGCUACGCUGCCAUCGCAGAGCACAAGACAGCGUAUUACUCUUUCGUACUGCCCAUACGUGCCGGCAUGUAUGUGGCUGGUAUAAGUGACCCCCAGCAACAUGCAGACGCCGAGAAAGUGGCUGUCAAGAUAGGUCAUGCCUUCCAAGUCCAGGAUGACUUCUUGGACAUCUACGGCAACCCGGAGCACGUGGGAAAGAUUGGUACGGACAUAGUAGACGGCAAGUGCAGUUGGCUCGUGGUCAAAGCUCUCCAGCUCAUGAAUGCUCGUCAACGGGAAACAUUCACGGCACACUUUGCGUGUGGGAAACCCGGAGGUCCCGACGAACUGGCCAUCAAAGCACUGUACGACGAACUGGGACUGGUGGAGCUCUACAACACAUACAUAGCUCAGACGUUUCAAGCAAUCGAUGAGAUGCUGGAGAAGCCGUGGGGACACCCUUCCCUACCCGCUGUCUUCCGAGAGGUCAUGAAGGCAAUUUUAAAACGCACAAAAUAAAAUGUAAAAAAUACGCACAAGGUGUUGCCACACCGUAAAAUAAAUUGUAUCUAUUUAUGUAACCUUCAAGACGAGUUCACUCCUCGCAUUUUAACACAUCCUGUACGCAAUAUGUGGAACAUAAAUAUUAAAAAAUUGGAUCUACUACUGACAGUAGAUAAUAAAACUGUGCUUUACACCUUUG
Ornithodoros turicata is the source of this 1684-nucleotide messenger RNA. It is a transcript of the gene Fpps, whose product is annotated as farnesyl pyrophosphate synthase-like. The record is from RefSeq and is a predicted model, not a curated record. Bases 211 to 1500 code for a protein of 429 amino acids. Gene Ontology annotation, cellular component: cytoplasm. NCBI's taxonomy places the organism in Eukaryota, Metazoa, Arthropoda, Arachnida, Ixodida, Argasidae. The transcript is spliced from 6 exons. Gene Ontology annotation, molecular function: (2E,6E)-farnesyl diphosphate synthase activity; dimethylallyltranstransferase activity. Gene Ontology annotation, biological process: trans, trans-farnesyl diphosphate biosynthetic process.